AUGGCUGAUUCAAGUCCAGAUGAAACAAAUGAUGGAGGUAUGCAGUUAUGUGAUGGGAUUAUGGGCAUUAUUCAGCCUGCUGUGGAACGCUUAGAUAAUCAAGUCCAUGCAGCUCGUGUCAGUCAAUAUAACUUGAGUACACAUAUACGGGAGCUUGCGCAGUGUCUGAAAGAUAUUUCGGAUGAUCAUGAAGCACCAUACGACUUAAAUAUGUAUAUUCGAAAAUUAGAGGACUCUAAAAAACGGAUCACCGUUACUGGAAAUCUUUUGCAAAAUGUGCAUGAUCGACUUGGUCGUUUGCAGAGAAAUAUCGCUCGUGAGGCGUACCAACAAAGGCAACGCAUCAUACAGCCAACGCCACCACCACCAGAUCGGUGA
Thelazia callipaeda (thelaziosis nematode) is the source of this 378-nucleotide messenger RNA. NCBI's taxonomy places the organism in Eukaryota, Metazoa, Nematoda, Chromadorea, Rhabditida, Thelaziidae. The record is from the annotation of a GenBank genome assembly.